Tetrahymena thermophila SB210 is the source of this 978-nucleotide messenger RNA. Its product is annotated as FAM18-like protein. The record is from RefSeq and is a predicted model, not a curated record. Gene Ontology annotation, biological process: vesicle-mediated transport; protein secretion. NCBI's taxonomy places the organism in Eukaryota, Ciliophora, Oligohymenophorea, Hymenostomatida, Tetrahymenidae. The transcript has 4 exons. Gene Ontology annotation, cellular component: Golgi membrane.
UAAAUUUAAUAUACAAAUAAAGAUAUAUUCUAUCAAUAGUUAGUUAUUUUAAUUAAAAUAAAUACGAUUUUUGAUUUAAUUGUCAAUACAAAAAGAUAUAUAUAUAAACGAAUUUUUAAAUCUAUGGCAGAUUUAUAGGGAGGAAACUUUUAUGCAAAGCAAACUGAAUAGAUUGCUAAUUAACUGACUGGAUAAGCUAACAAUUUUUAUCAAUCGAAUUUGUUAACAAAUGAUAAUAUGGCUGUUUUGAGAAACUCAUAAAAGUAUGUACCAAAAGAGAAUGUAGAUGCUUUUGCUUAGUUUUUAUAGAUGCAACACUAGUAAGGAAAUGUUGAUCCUUAAUCGAUGCUUAAAUCAGCAGUCUAAUUAUAAAAGCAAUAAUAAGACUAAAAUAAUAUGUAAUUAGCUAAUUUCGCAGAAAAAGGGGAAUAGGCUUUAAUGAAAAGACUAGAUUUUAGUAAGAGCAAUCACCCAACAGCAUGUUUUUUUCAUUUGUUGUUUAAGGCAUUAGCACUUAUAUGCCAUUUAAUUUUAAGCAUCUUUAUGGAUACUUUGAAAGUGCAUUACUUUAUAAUUAUUUUCAGUUCACUCGACUUUUGGGUUGUUAAAAACAUAACUGGAAGAUUGCUAAUAGGUUUAAGAUGGUGGAGUGAAUAGUAAAGUGACAACACAACUAAGUGGGUUUUUGAAUGCAAAAUUAACUAAAAUGAGAUAAAUAGUUUUAAUUUUAAUGUAUUUUGGAGUUUAUAAAUUAUAGCUGUUCUUUCAUGGGCUACUUUGCUUGUUAUUAAUGUGAUUGGUUUUGACAUUGGUGAUUCUGCUGUUUGCGCUUUUUCUUUAUUCACUACUUUUUGGAAUGCUUAUUACUUCUAUAAAUGCAACACAAAAUAAAAGUAAGGUCUCAAGAAGCUAGCUUCUGAGCUUUAAUCAGAUAUCCCUCUCAACUUCAUGUCGGGCUCUCUUAGGUUCCCAUUAUGA